AACUGCUUGUUUUUGUCGUCUUUGUUUAUAUACUUUUUUCACGUGGUUUUUCUCGUGGAUUUUGACUUCUUGCGAGAUUUGUGUGAAUCAAACUCACAAAGUUUUUUGUAUUUAAUUUUAGUUAACAUCAGUUAAUUUAUUUUCGUGCGAAAUGUCAGGACGUUUAGCUGUGGUCGGUGGGGACAAUUUAAAUGACAGAUCGAAGACUUUUGUGUUUAUAGGCGAAGGUCACACUUUGGGUCGUGCUCUCGUCACAAUUAUGCAGAAUUUCGCCGAUGUAAUGUUUUGUUCCUACACAAUUUCUCAUCCAAAUGAAGAUAAAAUGUUGUUGCGAAUUCAGGCAAGAGAGGGAAGAGCAGUCGAUAUUCUUCGGAGAGGUUUAGAAAAUUUGAGUGACGUUUGUGAUCACACAAUGGAAACCUUCGAAAAUUCCAUCACAGAAUUUAGACUUAAAAAGUCUUUAGAAGACUCAGAAAUGAAUACUUAGGUCUAUUUUUUAUUAUAUUUUGUUUUAUUUUAUUUUAUAUUAUAAGAAUAAGGAUUUAAAAAAAUAAAAUUGUUAAAUUGCACACA
Messenger RNA from Belonocnema kinseyi, 573 nucleotides. It is a transcript of the gene l(2)37Cg, whose product is annotated as probable DNA-directed RNA polymerases I and III subunit RPAC2. Gene Ontology annotation, biological process: DNA-templated transcription. Lineage: Eukaryota; Metazoa; Arthropoda; Insecta; Hymenoptera; Cynipidae. The record is from RefSeq and is a predicted model, not a curated record. The transcript is spliced from 3 exons. Gene Ontology annotation, molecular function: protein dimerization activity; DNA-directed RNA polymerase activity. Gene Ontology annotation, cellular component: RNA polymerase I complex; RNA polymerase III complex. Bases 152 to 487 code for a protein of 111 amino acids.